GAGGCCAGUGACAGUUGGGAGGGGGAGUUGAUGGAGAGCUCGCUGAGGGGACAGAGAGAGGUGUGCUGGUGCUGCGUACUCGGUGCGGCAUUAACAGCUGUGGUAACCGCUCCGUACCUGCAUCUGAUGACAAAGUUAAGCUGAAUUACCCCGAACAGACUCCGGUGUGUCCCGCUGAGCUUGGAGAGUGAGUCCAGUGUGGAGAUCCUUAUCCGAGCUCCAGAGAAGAUGUCAUCGCUGACGCUGAUGACGGGGGCGGUAGCGGAUCCCUCCCUCUGACUGCCUGCUGUAAGAUACUUCUAGCGGGAACGCCUUCAGGAAAGUGUCUUGGAGGUGACUGACAUUCAUAGAUGGAGACUCUGCCCGACAAUACUUCCCCAUCUGAAGUGACGAGCCUUAACUCGGCAAACGGUAUUGGUAUUAAUUCUUUGUGUGCAAUCUGUGGUGACCGAGCAACAGGAAAACAUUAUGGGGCUUCUAGCUGUGAUGGAUGCAAAGGAUUUUUCAGAAGGAGUGUCAGAAAGAACCACAUGUACUCCUGCAGAUUCAACAGACUAUGUGUGGUUGAUAAGGACAAGCGGAAUCAGUGUCGAUACUGUAGACUGAAGAAAUGUUUCCGGGCUGGAAUGAAAAAAGAAGCUGUACAGAAUGAACGAGACCGUAUAAGCACAAGGAGAUCUAGUUAUGAAGACAGCAGCUUGCCUUCUAUCAAUGUAUUAAUUCAAGCAGAAGUCUUAUCACAACAGAUAACCUCAUCAGUGAGCAUGCUAAACACGGACAUCAGGGGAAAGAAGAUUGCUAACAUCACAGAUGUGUGCGAUUCCAUGAAGCAACAGCUGUUGGUUCUUGUGGAAUGGGCCAAAUAUAUCCCGGCAUUUUGUGAACUUCCACUAGAUGAUCAGGUGGCGAUGUUACGAGCACAUGCAGGAGAGCACUUACUUCUGGGGGCUGCAAAGAGGUCAAUGAUUUACAAAGACAUUUUACUCCUAGGUAAUGACCGAGUGGUACCAAGAAAUUGCUCAGAACUUGAAGUGGGUCGAGUGGCUGUCCGAAUACUUGAUGAGCUGGUACUUCCAUUCCAGGACCUUCAGAUUGAUGAUAAUGAAUAUGCCUGCUUAAAGGCCAUAAUAUUUUUUGAUCCAGAUGCCAAAGGAUUAAGCGAUCCCACGAAAAUCAAGAGGAUGAGAUACCAGAUCCAAGUGAGCCUGGAGGAUUACAUCAACGACAGGCAAUAUGACUCCAGGGGCAGGUUCGGGGAGCUGCUUCUCUUACUCCCCACUCUGCAGAGCAUUACCUGGCAGAUGAUUGAGCAGAUACAGUUUGUCAAACUCUUUGGAAUGGCCAAGAUUGAUAAUUUGCUACAGGAAAUGCUGCUAGGAGGGUCAGCAAAUGAAGCCCCACACUCUCAUCACCCACUACAUCCUCAUCUGGUCCAGGAGCAUCUAGCAACAAAUGUUAUAGUAGCUAACAACACUGUACCUGUUCAGCUGCAUAAUGGACAGAUGUCCACACCGGAGACCCCGCAGCCAUCCCCACCGGCAGGCUCAGGUGCAGAGCAAUACAAACUAAUCCACGGAACCAUCUCUGCUGUAUCUAAGCAGCCAACCUCCAUUCCACAGCCCACCAUCACCAAGCAGGAAGCCAUGUGAACCAUUUCAAUCAUCAGCUGAAAAAAUAUGAACAGAGGAGCAAAAAAUAGACUGAUUGAUUAAAGCCAUGCCAAAGAUAAGCACAAAGACUGUAUUUGUCAAAGCCUGAACAGACAAGACCAGGCCUUUAUGGCUGUAACGGGUUCAUUCUGCCUUACGAAAGUGAUAUUUUUGUAUAGUUUAAUGUCUUGGGGUUUAUUGUUUUUUGUUUGUUUUUUUUGUACUCCUGUUUAGCUCCUUAAAGCUUUUAUGUAUUAUAUUAGAAAUAUUUUGAAUAGAGAGAGAUGGUAUGGAUACAUUUAAUUGUAUGUUUGUUUACUAAGUGAUUGGUGUUUUUAAAGUGUACCCCUCACUUACAUACAUUGAAGGCCGCCAUUUUUGUGGGCUGAUCUCUUAUUGCACUUAUUACUUCACUACAACCUGGUGAUAUCAUCGAAUCUUGAGGUACAAAGUGAUAUCGAUAUUUACCAGUGAAUUGAUAGGAUGCAUUGUCAUAAAUUUUGGCUCAGACCACAACAUGUCUGUCUCACUAUCUGCAGUAAUUCCGUAAAGCUCCGCUAAUUGGUUACAGCACUGCUUUUUUUUUUUUGUUGCUUAUUGCAAAAACCGAUUGAGGUUUAGUCAUCUUGAUGUCUGGCAACAGUGUAGCCAGCAUUCUUCUCUGGAUAUCAGAAGUGGUUAGUUAUCUAGUAUUUGAACAACAUGAUUCACUUCAUAUGACACCUUUGGAGGUCCAGGUCAAUGACGACAAUGGAUGAAACAAGAAUUAAAUAAAGUUAUACAUAACAAAUAGGUGACAUCACUUUCAGUGUGGGAUAAGUAUUGGUUACAGGGAGGGAGUUGUCAGUAAAUAAAGGCUUAUUAUAUUUUCUAGCCUAAAGCAAACCAAGGGGGUUAUAUCAUAAAGCAAAUAUGGGGGACAGAACAGCACUUUUCCACUGUUUUCUACAUCGUUGACUCUUCUCAUCUGCUAACUAUAUAUGUUAGUGUGAGACAAAAACAAACCGUUUUCUCUACGUAAAGGUUGUUAUUAACUGUACAGUUAAAUUAGGAACAGGACAAUUCAACGCUGUCUUCUGAAAGACUGGACAUUCCCCCAAUAACGAAUGCAAACACAAUGUACCUUCGGAUUUAAUGUGAAUACAAUGUGAUUUUGGAACAUCCCUCUGAGAAAGGAAGUUCAAGUGGCAAGUGUUCGUGGUGUGGUCACAUGAUUCACAUCAUCAUGACCCUGAGCCCACUCUGCUAGAAAGGGGGGACAAGGAGAGAUUCAUAAAAGUUGCUCUGAUUUAUACAGUAUGGAGGUGCUUGCUGCAAGUAAACCUAAUUAUUAAUACUUUAAUUACCACAUUUACCACAUUUAACAGUGAAUAUCAAUGUACAAUAAGGUUGUAAAAUAUAUUAUUUUUUAAACUCAACUCUCAAGGAGGAUGCGAGCAGGGUUCUUAUUAUGGGCGGCACUAUACAUAGCAAUUGCAUUAUACAGAUCUUCCAACAUUUAGAUACAAAAACAGGAUAAGUGCCGGCCCCAAUGUGCAUGAACCCCUUCCAAUCUGCCCAAACCCCAUAUCUGUUCACCCAAAAACGCUACUUUCUACUUUGUGCAAAUCUCUGACCUUUUUUACGUCUGUGAAAUAGACAGUCCCACCAAAAUCUAUACAUUUGGGAGGUAUGAACAUAUUGGCUGUGGCAUAUACAAAAACUGAAACACCUCCCAGUAAUAAUGUGAUCUUAGAGAAAUACUCUUUACCUAUACUUUUAUAAAAAAUUGUCUUGCUCCCUAAAUUCCUCCUUUCACAUAGGUGACAUUAAAGGAGAAGUCAAGUAUUUGCUUCAGUCAAAAUAACUGUAAUACAUUAUUAAUUACUAACUAUUUAACUGUGUUUUAACAGAAGAAAUACAUGCUCUUUUUAAGCCUGCAUGUGGGUAUGUAUAAUCAAUCAUUUGAAGUAAACAGUAGGUCUUUUAUUAAACUGCUGUCUGCCUGAAAAUAUUGCAUUAAAGAAUAUCAUCUUAAAUAACUACAGUUUCACAGAGCAAAGACAGCCAUUUUGUAAAAUGAAAAAUAUUCAUUAGAUAAAAGCUUAUCAAUUUAUAAGGAACCAGUAAAAUCUCUGAGGCAUGUCCUUGAACCCAGGGUAGUGUGACAGAACUAUUUUUGAUAAGACAUGCGUCAGUAUAUCAAUCUGAAUCACAUAGUGGAGUUUUAUAUGUUCCAAUAAGAAAAAAACAAGAAAUACUAAAUAUUUUUAGCAUUGCUAUUCGACUGCCCACACAUUUUGUACCAUGUUUUCACUGCCAUAUUUUAUAAAGAGACAUCAUUUUUGUUAAGAGUAAUUCUAAAUAUUCUGCUGGUAUAUUUCUGUUUCUGUUAACCUAUAGUGGUUAUAGGAAGAAGAAAAAAGCGAGUUUAUGCAAAUGGAAUGGCCUUCUCCAUUUGGCAGAGCAUCAUGGGAGAUGCAGUUAGUAAGUUGUGUCAUGACCAAGAUACAGCUGCCAGAAUUGUAAUAAUCUGUGCCAUUGCAAAUGUAGAUAUGUGAUAUUUUCUGUAAUUUAUUUUCCCCUAAUGACUGCACUGUUUAAAUUAUUUUGUAUAUUUAACUGAUUUAUUGGAAAUUUUGAAUUUUCUAAGUUGAUAAUUAAUAAGCAUUUUAUAUGAAAUGUCAUGAUGUGGCCUUUUUACAUCUGCCUUUUCAUUGUGUUACUAAAACUAGACGUGUAUAUUUUAUGUGUAAGUGUUUAACCUAAUUCUCAGUGUAACCAUCUUUUCAUUGGAGGAGGAAUAGGUUUCCUGCCACUAGUUUGUUAUAAAUAAAUGACAUGUUUUAUAGAA
Messenger RNA from Pseudophryne corroboree (corroboree frog), 4482 nucleotides. RefSeq names its product hepatocyte nuclear factor 4 alpha (gene HNF4A). NCBI's taxonomy places the organism in Eukaryota, Metazoa, Chordata, Amphibia, Anura, Myobatrachidae. Gene Ontology annotation, molecular function: nuclear receptor activity; RNA polymerase II cis-regulatory region sequence-specific DNA binding; zinc ion binding. The transcript is spliced from 10 exons. Gene Ontology annotation, biological process: anatomical structure development; cell differentiation; positive regulation of transcription by RNA polymerase II. Bases 351 to 1649 code for a protein of 432 amino acids. The record is from RefSeq and is a predicted model, not a curated record.